Centruroides sculpturatus (bark scorpion) is the source of this 984-nucleotide messenger RNA. RefSeq lists its product as uncharacterized. The transcript has 6 exons. Bases 63 to 974 code for a protein of 303 amino acids. NCBI's taxonomy places the organism in Eukaryota, Metazoa, Arthropoda, Arachnida, Scorpiones, Buthidae. The record is from RefSeq and is a predicted model, not a curated record.
UUUGUUAUUGUUUUAAUUUCAUAUUAUUAUAUAGUAACUUCAGUUAUUUAGACUCAAUCGUAAUGAACAAAAUAUUUGUAUAUGCGAUUAUCAUUUAUAUAUACUUAUAUCGGCCUUGUAUUGCAGAUGUAAAUGUCGACCAAUACGAACCAGAAGUUCUUAACUCCUUGAUAGAAAAAUUAGAAAACGCAAGAAAAGAUUUAUCGAUUCGAAUUCGUAAGAUUGAUCCGGAAGAGACAGAUACUACUUUAUCUAGUAAAUAUAAUAGUGAAAUAUGUGUUGAAAAUAUCGAUCAAUAUGUGGAAGAAAUCGUAAACAUGAUGAAACAAUUAAAUUUACUAGUGCAAUUAUCAGAUAUUACUGUUGUGACAAAAUUAGAAUUUUAUUUCAUUCCUGUGGUUUUAAUAAUACUCCUGUUAGGGAUUGCGUAUUAUUACGUGAAAGAGUUUUAUAUAGCAAAUGAAACUGAAAAAUUCAAAGAUUCUGUAAAAGAUAUUCAAAAUUAUCAAAAUAAAAUUUCAAGAGAUUUUAACAAAAGUUUAGAAAAUAUAAUAAGUAAAUAUAGUGGCGACAUUUCAAAAAUAUAUAUUGAUUUGAAUUCUGUGGAAGAUAUGAUGGCAAUUGAUGAGAUGAUAAACGAUAUGAAAAAAGCAGAUAAACUGUUGAAAUUUAAAAUUAAAAAGUGUUUUGAAGAUAUUAACGAUAAAGCGAUGUUGAAAGCAGCUGAAAAGGAAAAUGAAAAGAAAGAAAUUUGGAAGAAAUUGGAAAAGAUUAAAGAAUUCAGAAAUAAAACAAUAAGAAGAUUAAAUUUAUUAUCAGAACAUGUUGAAAAUAUAUCUGUAAAUGUUAAUGACAUAAACGAAGCUCAUCAACAAUUGAGAAACGAAGAUUAUAAUGAUUUUACAAGUUGUGAAUCAGCUUUUGAAGAUUUCACAGCUAGAAUGUGUAGUUUAGAAAUGAAAAUCGCAAAUUGAUCGUUUAACA